AUGUCGACAGAAAGGUCAUCUUCAGUGCGCCGUCGCCUGGCCUGCGAUAGGUGCCACUCAUUCAAGCUGAAAUGCCCGCGGCCGGCGGCCAACAGCAAUGGCAUUUGCGCGCGAUGUCUCAAAGCUGGCACUGCCUGUGUAUAUAGCCCUUCAAUGCGAGGCCAAGUGCGCGCAAAGGCGCCUUCUGGGCAUGAGAUAUUGAGGGAUACCGUCGAAGCGGGCUUUGACGAGGCUGUCCCAGUUUUGGCAGAAGGUAUUUCCCCAUACCUCUUCUUCUUCUUCUUCGGUAUGAUAAUAGACCUAACUGGAGUAGAUGAUUUAUUCAAUAAUAUGGCCAUGGAUUGGUCUGCACAUAACUCUACGUCUCUGAAUCACACGUCGUUGAACGAAGGCUUUGACUGGAUCUCUCAGCUGCCACCGCAGACCGAGUCCUGGCACACACCAGCCAUGAACGGCGAAGCAAUGCCCCAGUUCGACAGCAACACAGACUCGACUAAUAAUACAGACAGCUCCAACAAGUAUCAAAGCGAGAUAACAAAUUCAUACAGCCCAGAGGACGAGCGAGUCCAUAUAGUGCCAAACGAGCCAACGCAAAGACCAAAACCGUCUGCUCAGUACUUGGGCUACCCCGUGCCAGAAGCAAUGCAGAGCCCGAGCUUGUUCCUAGAUUUGAUCAACUUGUCAGUACACUUGGAGAAUCUAUCCCGCCAGCUUCCCGCAUUUUCUCUGCACGAGACCGCAGGCGACGACAGUCCGCUUGGUAUAGAGACACCACCGUCAUCGAAACCAAGCGCAAGCAGUCCAGCCACGGAGAGCGACACCGACCCAGAGACAGGCAACGUGUUUGCUGUCAUGCACAAACUCGUCGAUCUAUACCAAGGUGUACUUACCCACCUCGCCCAGCGACGAGUAAUGCGCGACGACUCGGUAGUAGUCGACUCGGAAGGCGGCCGGAUCAGCGCCCACGACUCGUCUUUAGUUUACCUGUUGUUUUCCAGCCAUCACCGGCUCAUCGACCUCUGGCAUUGCAUGUUCACGCACUCCAAGACAGUCCUCCGCACAGACAAACUGCCCAUGGGCGCCGAGCGGCACAAAGCACACUGCGCCAAGAUGCGCCUAGGCUCGUACGUGCCCUCCUCGUCGUCGACAGUGGUGCCUAUGGAGAUCAUCGUCAUCCAGGAACUGGCCAUGCACCUGACCAAGCGCGUUGGCGAUCUGCUGCAGGCCAUAAAUUCAGCCGAGGCAUCGUCGACGACAUCGCCAGCCAAGGCUGACAAGCAGCAAACAUCCGGAAAUGCGACGGUGGCGAUGAUAUCGGCCGCCACAGAUCUGCAGCAGAGAAUGGUCGGGUUGCAAACGGGCAUCCAGCAGUUGAGAGUUGGACUAGAGGAUGCGAUUGCAAAGCAGUCCUCGAUCACGAAGAAUUGGUGA
Messenger RNA from Talaromyces rugulosus, 1431 nucleotides. RefSeq lists its product as uncharacterized. Gene Ontology annotation, biological process: regulation of DNA-templated transcription. Bases 1 to 1431 code for a protein of 476 amino acids. The record is from RefSeq and is a predicted model, not a curated record. NCBI's taxonomy places the organism in Eukaryota, Fungi, Ascomycota, Eurotiomycetes, Eurotiales, Trichocomaceae. The transcript has a single exon. Gene Ontology annotation, molecular function: DNA-binding transcription factor activity, RNA polymerase II-specific; zinc ion binding.